Molecule: messenger RNA, 1347 nt
Organism: Fusarium coffeatum
Lineage: Eukaryota; Fungi; Ascomycota; Sordariomycetes; Hypocreales; Nectriaceae
Exons: 3
Coding region: 1-1347 (448 amino acids)
Source: RefSeq, a predicted model, not a curated record
AUGGAUCAUCCUAAACUCAACCCAGACGCAGCACCAGUGCGAUUUCCAGACUGCUGUCUUGCGCUGUCAACAAAAUUACUCGACAUUCUAUCAGACAUAUUCUCCAGAACUACUACUUCAAAAGACAAAGACAAGCCAACCGUGCUUUCCGUUGGAAGCGGGUCCGGUUUGCUGGAAGCUCUUCUGCUAUAUCAGCAAGAUAACUCCGACACUGGCAUUACUUCUUGUACUUGUAACGUGGGGGGUGUGGAAGUUCAACAGGCUGGGAAAGACGCUGUCAACAAAUAUCUUCCAGAACAAGCCAUUUACACCGUCCGUGGCAGUUGGGACGUUGUGUCGAGAUUGCAGGACCCAGAUGUGACAUCGCUGAUGUUUGUCUAUCCACGCCAGCCAGGCUUGCUUAUUGAUUACAUGAAGGCUAUUGCGCGUGAGGGACUGAACGUACAGGUCAUCGUGUGGCUAGGCCCAAUGGCUGACUGGGAGGUUUUUGAGUCUUGCUUCCAUGGGCAAUUUGCAGCUGUUGAGAAAAGGCAAGGAGCCGAAGCCGGGCUUGAUGAGUAUGAAAUGAUGGCUUUGUAUCUUCACACAUCGGCACAUCCCCAACUCAGCCCUAUGCUACGCCGUGUUGUUUCCAUCAUGACAUCGUCAUCCCCAAAGCGUUUCAUACCACUCAAGAAGGGAAGCCAUAAACUCCCCAAUGGUACUCCAAGUCUUCGAGGCGUGGUAUUUGAUAUGGAUGGCACACUCUGUGAGCCUCAGACCUACAUGUUCAAGGAAAUGAGGGAUGUGCUAGGAAUCAACAAAACGACAGACAUCCUUGAACAUGUCGACACCCUCCCAAAAUCUGAGCAGACAGGCGCUCUCGAGUCUAUUCGCAACAUUGAACGACAAGCCAUGGAGACUCAAACUCCUCAGCCCGGUCUCAUGACUCUUAUGGCUUACCUCGACGCCAACGCCAUUCCCAAGGCAAUCUGCACCCGCAACUUUGAUGUUCCUGUUCAAAAUCUCAUGGAGAAGUUUCUUGAGGGCUCCCGUUUCCAUCCCAUUGUUACACGAGACUUUCGCCCUCCCAAGCCUGACCCUGCCGGUAUUCUGCACAUCGCCAAAGACUGGGGUCUGAAGGAUGAAGCUGGUGAAGGAGAUGCCAGUGGACUCAUCAUGGUAGGCGACUCCAUCGACGACAUGACAGCGGGCAGAAGGGCGGGCGCAGCCACCGUACUGCUCAUAAAUGAUGUGAACCGGCCCCUUGCGGAGCAUGCACACACCGACUUGGUCAUUACUACGUUGGAUGAGCUCGUUGGCAUCCUCGAGGAUGGUUUCGUGGGCAGAGAAGUCAGUUCCGAGUAA